This is a messenger RNA of Triticum turgidum subsp. durum (durum wheat), 1227 nucleotides long. NCBI's taxonomy places the organism in Eukaryota, Viridiplantae, Streptophyta, Magnoliopsida, Poales, Poaceae. The record is from the annotation of a GenBank genome assembly.
AUGGCGGGCAAGAUCAAGACGGUGGUGGUGGUGGUGCAGGAGAACCGCUCCUUCGACCACAUGCUGGGCUGGAUGAAGUCCCUCAACCCGGACAUCGACGGCGUCACCGGCGCCGAGACCAACCGCGUCGUCGUCGCCGACCCGAGCUCCAAAGCCGUCCCCUUCCGCGACGGCUCCCAGUACGUGGACCCGGACCCCGGCCACUCCAUCCAGGCCAUCUACGAGCAGGUCUACGGCACGCCCUUCGUCGACGCCCAGGCCACGCCCAUCACCCCACCGGGCAUCCCCGCGCCACCCAUGAGUGGCUUCGCCCAGCAGGCCGAGAAGGAGAAGCCGGGCAUGGCGGAGACGGUCAUGAGCGGGUUCAGGCCGGACGCCGUGCCCGUGUACCGCGAGCUCGCGCAGGAGUUCGCCCGCUACUUCGACCUUAAGAUCCUCCCCGGCAACGACGACCAUCCGUCGCACGACGUCUCCGAGGGCCAGAGGUUCGUCAAGGAGGUCUACGAGGCGCUGCGCUCGGGGCCGCAGUGGGAGGAGACGCUUCUCGUCAUCACCUACGACGAGCACGGUGGGUUCUACGACCACGUGCCCACCCCCGUGGGCGUCCCCAGCCCCGACGGCAUCAUUAGCGACGCUCCCUUCUUCUUCAACUUCGACCGCCUCGGCGUCCGCGUCCCGGCCUUCUUCAUCUCCCCCUGGAUCGAGCCUGGGACGGUGGUGCACAGGCCGUCAGGGCCGCACCCGACGUCCGAGUUCGAGCACUCGUCCAUCCCGGCCACCGUGAAGAAGAUCUUCAACCUCGGGAGCUUCCUGACCAAGCGCGAUGCAUGGGCCGGCACGUUCGACGUGGUCCUUACGCGUGACACCCCGCGCACCGACUGCCCUGCCACGCUGCCUGAGCCGGUGAAGAUGCGGCCAGCGGAGGCGGCGGAGCACGCGACGAUCUCGGACUUCCAGGCGGAGCUGGUGCAGCUAGGCGCGGCGCUCAACGGCGACCACGCCAAGGACACGUACCCGCACAAGCUGGUGGAGGGCAUGACGGUGGCGGAUGCCGCAAGGUACUGCAACGGCGCCUUCAAGGCCUUCCAGGACGAGUGCGAGCGGUGCAAGAAGUGCGGCAAGGACGGGUCUCACAUCCCCACCAUGCCGCCGUUGCCGCCGUCGAAGAAGAGGAGUGGCUUCGCUUCCAAGAUGCUGGCUUGCUUUGCGUGUGGCCAUUCUUCGUAG